AUGAAUUGUGCUGUGGACAUUCAAGAAAAGGAACAGGACAGCAACAGAUUCCUUAUUAAGUCAAACAACAAGCAGAAGCUCAGGAACAUCAUGAUUUACUUCUACAUUGCAAUUCUUGCAUCCACGACAAAUUCGUGGGUUAAUAUCUUCAGCGAAAUUCUAGCUGACGAGACAAAAGAUAUAACAUGCCUGGUUGUGUCCUGGAUCUUUGCAUCCUUGCCAUGUAUCAACAUGAUAACAGAACUACUAUCCAGCAUAUGGAAUCUUGUCAUGAAAGAUAUAGAAAAGGAAAAUGUCCUUAAAUGUGUAAAAGCACUCUUUGAUUUCGUUGUGAUUUUGCACAUACUCAACGAAUCUAGACGCGUACCAACCUAUAGAGUAAAACAGGAAACAACGCCUAAAAUAGUGAUUGCUUCCUAUUUCUUACUUAUGUCCCAAAGAAUCACUGACGAUUUGAACUCAAGCACAAUCACAGUGAUUGUUACUAGCGUCAUGAUGAUUCUGGGAAUGAAUGUAAUAAGAAAAGAGAAGUUUGGAUAUCUGAAAUCCUCUAUGAAACAUUUUAUUGAUUUUCUUGUUUACUGCUUCUCCUCGUCAACUCAGAGGAGAGUCAUCCCCUACUUAGGAAAUAUAAUUCCGACUCUCUUGAUAGGGUAUCUGAUUAUACUGGCAUCAGGGAUACUCAUUUACCUUGAAGAUCGGCUUGUAAAGUGCAUAGUACUCCCUCGAGAUAGGCUUCUCUUUGCCUAUGGAAUCAUUCUUUUUAUGUUGGCUCUUUACAUUUCUAAGGAGGGAGAAGACAUGGCCAUUGAUAUAGUUAAGAAUGCAACCUCUAUAUGGUCCAUUGCACAUCAAAGGGCAAGUAGUUUUUUGUUUUCGUUCUUUGACAAAAAUUGA
Messenger RNA from Encephalitozoon hellem ATCC 50504, 897 nucleotides. RefSeq lists its product as uncharacterized. The transcript has a single exon. NCBI's taxonomy places the organism in Eukaryota, Fungi, Microsporidia, Unikaryonidae. The record is from RefSeq and is a predicted model, not a curated record. The coding region runs from base 1 to 897 and encodes 298 amino acids.